AUGAUCAACUUUUCAACAUCAAAUAGGCUUCGCAUCAUGAAUACAUUCUUCAUGAAGCCUGAAAAAAGAUUAUGGACUUGGAAAAGCCCGAACGGAGCAGUAAAAAAGCAGAUUGAUUAUGUGUUUCCCAACGAUUUUCAAGAUGUUAGCGUAAUCGGUGAAAACAUCAUUGCCACGAACAGUGACCACAGAAUGAUUCGAAGUACCAUCAUAAUAGACAAUGCAUUGGAAUCCAGAAUACUUGCAAAAGGCGGCCGAAUCGGUUUCGCGAUUAUUCUGGUCCCAAUUUUACUGUUCACCGCAAUGAACACGGCAUCCGAAAAGGAAUCCGGAAUGAAGCGGCCGUACCAAAUGUCUAUGCAGACACUCACAUUGAAGGAUGGAAGCAUAAUCAGAAUCUGA
Messenger RNA from Ostertagia ostertagi, 402 nucleotides. The record is from the annotation of a GenBank genome assembly. NCBI's taxonomy places the organism in Eukaryota, Metazoa, Nematoda, Chromadorea, Rhabditida, Trichostrongylidae.